This is a messenger RNA of Lasiodiplodia theobromae, 1623 nucleotides long. RefSeq lists its product as uncharacterized. The record is from RefSeq and is a predicted model, not a curated record. NCBI's taxonomy places the organism in Eukaryota, Fungi, Ascomycota, Dothideomycetes, Botryosphaeriales, Botryosphaeriaceae. The transcript has a single exon. The coding region runs from base 1 to 1623 and encodes 540 amino acids.
AUGGCGGAAGAAGCUACGCAGCCCGCGCGCGCCGCCUCUCCGCAGGAUUGGGCCUCGCCCACCCUGCCCGCCGGCCAGGUUCCGGGGCUCGAUAACUCGUCGACCUCCUCAUCCUCGGUCUCCGGCAUGUCGGCGGGGUCGCGGCGCUCGUGGGGCGGCUUGCCCAACGGCCGGAGAGGAUACAUGCGCCCCGAAGGCACUUCGUUUGCGGACUCGGCGAAGAACAGAGAGAGCGUCAUGAGCUUGGGCACCAUUGCCCACCUGCAGUACUACUUUGCGAGGACUGGCCUGCUGGAUGACAAGGGCGGCCGCGUUGCCAAAGAGACCAAACGCAAGAAGAGCUCCAACGCGAUUGAAGGACUCCACACCACCGCCGACCGCGCCUACGAAUCCUUCCUGUCCUCGCAGGACGACAACAAGCGCUCGUCGUGCGCCAUCUCUGACGAUGGCUAUCUGAGUGAAUCUGCCACGGACGUGCCCUUUGUGGAAAGUCCCGUGGGCGAAGACUUCGAAACUCACUACGAAUAUGAACCGGCGCCCAUGCUGCCUCCGACGGUUAGCACGUAUAAAAACAAAGUCUUGUACACCCCGCCGCCGCCAGACAUUAUCGUUUUGCGGAGAGAGCUCAGAGAAGCCCUCGAAGAUGCCAAGAGGGUGCUUGCCGGCACCGAGCGCCCCGACACGAUUGCGAGGUACAAGCGCAAGGCGGCCGAGACGGAGAAGAUUGCGGCCGAGGCUGCGGAGAAGAGGAAGCAGGACGACGCUUCCGGCAACAUCUCGCCGGAAGCAGAGCAGGAGCCGCUGCCGGUCCCGCAGGGCUGGACGGAGAUUCAAGGUCUCCACGUCCUCGACAGCGUCACCCUUGCGAUCCGGGCCGCGAAGAACUACUACACCGCGCACGAGCAACCCGAACGCCUGUACUCGAUCAAGCCUGAGAAGACCAUCAGGAAGGAGUUGUACCAAACGCUGGAGGUGCUGAAGCGGAUGGCGGGACGCGACUUUGAGGGGGGCAUCCGGGACGACGAGCGGCAGAGCAUCAACGGGUGGAUUAACGACAUCGGGCAGCUUUUGGACUCUGAGCAAGCAAAGGAAGAACAGGAGCAGCUGGACCGCGAGAAGUGGAGCUGGAUCUCGGGUGACUGGACGGGCAAGGAGCGUGAAAGAGAGUGGCUCUUCCUCAAGUCGUUCGAUCCCCAUCCCGAGGACGAAAUACCGUCGUGGACGGCCCCGGAGGACGCGAGCGAGUUGCCCACGCCCUUCCUCAAAGCGAUGCACGACGGCCUUAAGCUCGUCCGCCUGCACAACUCGCUCGUGCGGAAGUCGAAACGGCAGUUCGAAGAGAUCAAGUCGUACCACAGGGACACGUCGCUGCCAUACCGGUGCGCGGAGAACCUGCGCUAUUGGGUCAAGGCGGCGGAGCUACGGUGGGAGGUCAAGCUCAAGUUGGACGUGAUGGAGGUGGUGCACGGGGAGAGCAGCGAGGCGUGGAAGAGCUUCGACAGGGCUCUCAUGAAAUGGUGCAAGGGGGUACGGGAGGAGAUUACUACGGAGUGGAAGCAGGCGCGGUUGAAGACGAUGACGAUUCCGCCCAUGCUGAAGAUUGACACGGAAACAAUGGCGUAG